AUGCCAUCCGUUCUAGUCUGGUGCAUAAGAAUCCAAGUCUCUGAGGAAGGUGACACGGUGUGCAACCCACUGGACAAAGAGCUUUGGCUGCCACCUCCUGUGGCAAGCCUGGCCAGGAAGCUCCUCCUGAUCAUUGCAAUUCUGCUGUUCCAGAAUCCCACAGUAACUGAACAACUUAAGAGAUGCUGGGGUGAAUAUAUACGAGGAUAUUGCAGGAAAAUAAAAAUAAGUGAAAUACAUGAAGUACUAUGUGAGAAUGGGAGAUACUGUUGCCUCAAUAUCGUGGAAUUGGAAGCACGUAAAAAAAUUACAAAGCCACCUCGUCCAAAGCCAAGGACAUAUGCAGUGACUUUCCCUCAAGAUUAUGAUAUAAACAUAGAAAAUUAUUCAAGACCCAAGGCAAACUCUACAUGAAUCAA
This is a messenger RNA of Herpailurus yagouaroundi (jaguarundi), 419 nucleotides long. It is a transcript of the gene DEFB127, whose product is annotated as defensin beta 127. Lineage: Eukaryota; Metazoa; Chordata; Mammalia; Carnivora; Felidae. The record is from RefSeq and is a predicted model, not a curated record.